Messenger RNA from Verruconis gallopava, 2497 nucleotides. RefSeq lists its product as hypothetical. The transcript is spliced from 4 exons. Bases 1030 to 2370 code for a protein of 446 amino acids. Gene Ontology annotation, biological process: transmembrane transport. Gene Ontology annotation, molecular function: transmembrane transporter activity. Lineage: Eukaryota; Fungi; Ascomycota; Dothideomycetes; Venturiales; Sympoventuriaceae. The record is from RefSeq and is a predicted model, not a curated record.
GGAAAAGCUGCCACUACAACUUAGGCUGAUUUCAGACAAGCGGAUCACUAAAACCCGUCCAUUUCGACAUCGACGUCGAGACAUCUCGCUCGAGUCAAGCCUAUUCAGGAUGGUUCUCCGUGUCGAUGGUGCGGGAGGCACAGCGACGAUCAAGCUUCGCGUGGCGAAUCCGUGUGGUUGAACUGUCCGCUUGUGCGUGUCAUCGAGAGCCGUCAGCGAUCCGUUGAUCUUGGCCCAAGUUGGAAUCCACCGGGAACCCACCGGAAAUCCGCCUUCCUGGGUAUAGCGAGCUGGGGUAAUAUCGCGUUGGACGCCAUACUGCGGUGGUUUGUGGAGGCACACGAACGAAUUGUGGGGAAGAGAUGAGGGUGUAUCCAUCCAGCUUCCUUACCGUCGCGAUGGUGUGCGUUUGUGGAGUAUCUGGUGGCCGGUAUUGGGUCGACGUCGCAGGGGACGGUCUACAAAUAGUUCCCUUCGUCUGAUCUCCUCGCCUCCUUCCUUUUCGCCAAAGUCCCGUUCCAUUUCCUCAGCUCUUCCUUACCAUCUCUUGUCGGCAAAUAUGGCUACUCCAACGCCAGCCGCGCACCAGCAGGACAUCAACGAGAAGCCUCGAGAGGAUGUCAUUCAUCUCGAGCAACUUGCCUCGGAAAAUUCAAGCAGAGAUGCGGAGUCGCAACUUUCCACUGGCGAUGAGCCUAUGACAUUUACGAAAGCUAUGGCUUUAGUCGCCAUGGCUUUCCUAUGGUCAGUACUGCUAAGUAGCCGUCAAUGUUCCUCAUUUGACAGGUGUGGUAUAGGACUGGCUCCCAAAUCCCUCUAUAUCUCUACGGUGGCGUGCCCCCUUACAUUUACGGUGAUUUGGGCGGUCUCGAUCGAUGGACAUGGUUCGUUCUUGCAAACUUGUUUGCUUUAGGAGCAACUUGUCCAUUCGUGGGCUCGCUAUCCGAUCUGUUCGGCAGACGGUGGGUUGCCAUUGGUGGAGCGACACUGCUAGUCAUUGGCAACAUUAUCACCUCUACGUCCCACAAUAUGAACACCUUCAUUGGCGGCAUGGCUAUUGCCGGCAUUGGAGCAGGUAUCAAUGAGCUCACUUCGCUUGCUGUGACAUCAGAGCUUGCACCAACCAAGAAGCGUGGCCUUUAUGUGUCCAUUUUGGUCUUCACCAUCAUUCCAUUCUGCCCAUCUGUGCUUUGGGGUCAACUGAUCGCAUACUACGGCAGCUGGCGAUGGAUCGGACUCAUCUGUGGCGUGUGGGCAUUUAUCGGCCUUGUCAUGACGGCGAUUUUCUACCACCCUCCACCUCGAGAUAUGACCGUAGGCAUGACCCGGCGCGAGGUCCUAGCUCGUAUCGAUUAUGUCGGUGGUUUCCUUAGCAUUGGCGGUUUCCUUAUGUUCAUGAUGGCUCUCCAAUGGGGAGGGUACCAGUACAAGUGGGGAUCCGCGCACGUUAUCGCCACGCUUGUCAUUGGUGUUGUGAUGAUCGCUGCCUUCUGCGUAUAUGAGAAGUUUUUUGCAAAGUACCCGAUGUUCCCUGGCGCGAUUGCUAAGGAACCACGCAUAUUGCUUCUCACGCUUGUCAUAACUUUCAUCUCCGGCAGCAACUUCUUCUCCGUGCUGAUGUUCUGGCCUACUCAGAGCUACAACGUUUACGGCCAUGAUCCGUGGGAGGUCGGCAAGCGUAAUUUGUGCCUUGGUUUCCCCAUAUUGGCAGGUGCUUGCAUCGGUCUUGCUCUUCUAUCGUUUACCAAAGGUCGUAUCCGAGAGCUGAUGUUAGUAUCUUGCUGCGUCAUGACGGCUGGUGGCGGCGCGUUUGCUGCUUUGAACCGGGACAAUCUUUGGCUCAGCUAUAUUCUCCUUAUCAUCUCCGGCCUUGGAAUUGGCGGCAUCGUCGUUCCGGCAAGUAUCAUAUCCACGAUCAUUUGCCCCGACGAACUCAUUGCUACUGUCGCAGCGUUGACACUCUCCAUUCGCGUGCUCGGUGGCGCCAUCGGUUACGCGAUCUACUAUAACGUCUUUGUCCAGAAAUUCACUGUCAAUGCAGUCAAGUACCUCGGCGCAGCUUGCUAUGAGCUUGGAAUUACCAAACCAGAGGAGAUUGCAACUGUGAUUGGCAUUACGGGCACGGGCCUGCUGCCGACUCUUAAGGAACUGCCCCAGGUGAACAGCACCGAGGCGUAUGACAAGCUCGUGUAUGCCGGUCAGAUUGCAUAUGCCAAAAGCUAUCCAUACGUCUACUACGUAUCAUUGGCAUUUGGAGGUGUUAGCAUUAUCUGUGCACUCUUCCUCGGUGACAUCAAGAAGUACAUGACCGAUCAUAUUGCGGUGCACAUGGACAAGGGAACCCACAGACACGAAGAAGACAAACAUUGAGCCUUGGGUAGAGUUGUUCGCUGGGAUGAGAUGAAUGAUUUAAGGUCUGCUGUAUGGUACAACCAAGCCAAUGAACUCACAUGAAAGCCAAAACGUCGAGAGUGAUUGUAGCAAAAUUAUGAGAAAG